CUUUGAACCAAAGGUACCCAAUCAAAUCAAGGGACAUACAAACUCACAAACCACUGCCAACUGACUAGAACUAGACAGUUGAGUGUCUAGACCUUCAUUCAUUGGAAACUACCAAACACCUGGAACACUAUCGGAAUAACAAGAAUCGAGCGCAAAGAAAUCAACUGGUUUAUGCUAGCAAUUGAAAAACAUAUUGGAUAUUGGAUGUGUGGUGUGGGAUUUUCAUUUUGCACGUUACGACGUAUUUCGCAGUUAUUUGUGGUCUGAUGGCUAAGUAUUUGGUUAAGUUGAUUGUAUCCGGUGCUCAAGUUUUUGGCCGAGCAUUCGUCCAGGCUGUCAAAGAAGAGUAUGUCGCCAGUCAAAGGGUCGCUGACGCCCGUCGAAGUACUGGGUCCAGUGGUCCUGGGCAAAAUACUUACGUCCAGAAUGCCGGAAUCUCAUUAGAAGAAGCAAAACAAAUAUUGAACGUCAAAGAUAUUCACGAUACAAAUACUCUAAAUAAACACUAUGAACACCUCUUUUCCUCCAACAGUAAAGAUAAAGGUGGAUCAUUCUACCUACAGUCAAAGGUAUUUCGAGCGAAGGAACGCAUUGAUGAGGAAUUACAAUUUGAACAGUCGGAACGGCGACAAAAUCCAAAAUCUAAGAGUAGUAACCAAUCAGGGACUUGAACAAAUAUGAAUGUGGAUGACGUUAUUGAAGACUCUGGUGAACAUGAAUAAACUUACAUCAUGAAUAUGUCUGCACUUCGAUAGAGCCAAACUUGUUGCAACACGUAAAUUGCCCAACCAUGUUUCACCUGCUCAAAAACGAAUUUCAUGAGUAAGAUAGUGUCAUAUUUUUAUACAAUCAUGUUUGAAUUGUAAAUCCCUAACCGCUUUACUUGAAUAAUAAUAAUAAUAUAAUACCACCAGAUUUA
This is a messenger RNA of Schistosoma turkestanicum, 919 nucleotides long. The record is from the annotation of a GenBank genome assembly. NCBI's taxonomy places the organism in Eukaryota, Metazoa, Platyhelminthes, Trematoda, Strigeidida, Schistosomatidae.